Messenger RNA from Sorghum bicolor (sorghum), 2409 nucleotides. RefSeq names its product aberrant root formation protein 4. Gene Ontology annotation, molecular function: ubiquitin-protein transferase inhibitor activity. Bases 217 to 2088 code for a protein of 623 amino acids. The record is from RefSeq and is a predicted model, not a curated record. Lineage: Eukaryota; Viridiplantae; Streptophyta; Magnoliopsida; Poales; Poaceae. The transcript has 15 exons. Gene Ontology annotation, cellular component: cytoplasm.
UAGCCAAUUUCCCCACACGCGCACUCCUCGCGCAGGCAAAGCGCCGCCGCCGCUCAGCACCGAGAGGAGCAGCCGCCGGCGACGAGCCUCAGCGGAAGCCAGCGGCCCUACCGGCGAGGCGGAUAGUUCUUCCUUCUCCACCGACGGGACAGCGCGUGGAUCCCGCGACCUCUGGGCUCCGGCGAGGCGGUGACGGCGAGUGGUGACUCUGAUAGCAUGGCCGCCGUCGAACCCUCCGCUGCCACCACCGGCGACGCCCCCAUCAGCUAUUCCCCUGCAGCCCCGUACUCUGCCCGCCUCCGCGAAGCACUGACCGCCCUCUCCGAGGCUUGCGACUCCGGCAACUCCAAUGCUGCCGAAACCGCCUCCUUCACCAUCUCCGACAUUCUUGACACCGCAGCCAUCGUAAGUGCCGAGGUCGAUGACGGGAGCGAAGACGCGUCAAGGCCAGGGGCCUCCGAAGAGCUGCUCCGCGAGGUGCUCGAGUUUCUCUCGCGCCCGUCAUCGAUCUCGAACCAGAUGGCCCUUGAUGCGCUCUCCCUUGUGCUUCCCAAACCCGUGGCUAAGCUAGGGGCUCAGAUGGGGAGAUGCCGGGAUGUUGCCGCGGCUAUCCUCAAGUUCUUCGUGUCGAAUUGCAGUCCGAGGGACAUGCUCUCCAUCCUCUGUGAGGCAUUAGAUGCACCAAUGGAGCUACCAAAUGGCUUAUCCAGUUUUGUUCUUCUACUUGAUGCACUUGCUAAAGUGCUUACUUUAAUUCAGAGGCGAUAUAUCGAGCAAGUAAAGGUGGCACUACCUGUUGUCCUUAAAGUUAUGCAUACUGCUGUAUCAGAAUGUGUUGAGGAACAUGGAAGUGCUGCUGUUGAUCUCUUCAAUGCAGCACAUAACAUUGGCAAUGCCAUUCAAGAAAUGUGCAAAUCAAUGCUCGACAAAAACAAAGAUCUCUGUGCAAUUCUUGGUUUAUACUCCCUUCAGAAUAUAGCUCUUGUAUCACAAAGCAGACAGCAGGAUAUUCUCUCUGCUUGUGGUUCAGUUAUUUUUCAGAGUUUCAAUUUUCUUAUAUCUAGUGGAUUCACCUAUCUUGGUCUGCUAACGGGCAGUGAUGUCACAGCGGCAAUUGAUAAACUUUCCAAAAGUGAUGCAGAGGAAGAUGCUGAUUUUGUGGAGUAUUUUUCCUUUGCUAUGGAUGGUGCAGCACUUUCAGUUGUGUGGACACAUAUGUAUGAUGAUAAUGAUAUGUCAAAGUAUGCUGGAGAACAGUUGGAAUUAGCACUGAAGGAAGUUCAAGGCAACCAUAUGAAGAAAUGGGAAGCAAUUACCAUGCUUAAACAUGUCCUAUCCUCAAUUCAUUACCCAUGGAUAAUCAAAUCCCAUGGUUUAAACUUAAUGCUGAUUCUAGCUGGUGAAAAUCAUGUUGAAGAGAUCAAUAAUCAUGUAGAUUUCACAUGCUAUGCUCCUCGUAUUUUUGCAACACUCAAGGCCAUUGAAAGUGUUAUGAUGGCUGCCCCUGCGGCAUUGGUGCGGAAAAAAGCUUUUGUUGCUUUGAAAAAGGUUAUUUCAAUGGUGCCAUCAUCUCAGAGAUUUGACAUCUUACAAGCUCUUGUAAACAAUAGUACAUCUCCAUCCUUGACUGCAAUUCUCCUUGAUCUAGUGAGGGAGGAAGUUUCGAGAGAGAGUCGCCGAGCUGACAAUGAUUGUGUUGAAGAUGAUGGAUUUCGAGGUAGCGGGUUGCCGCGCUGGGCAUCUCAUGCACUUGAGUUAGUGGAGCUGAUUUUGAGGCCUCCAGAAGGUGGUCCUCCUUGCCUUCCUGAUCACAGUGAACAGGUAAUAUCAGCUCUAAACUUGCUAAGAUUUAUUCUGAUAAUAGAUUCAAGAGGAGAAAGAUCUGGAAAAUUGUUUCAGAAAGAGACAUUGCACAAGGUGCACUUGGAGUGGCUGACCCCAUUAAGACCAAUCGCGGCGGAAAUUCAGUUGGAAAAUGAAAAGGAUGCUGGUGAGGUUACAAAUGAGAUAGUGUGCACGUUAAAUCUUGUUCAAUUGGUGUUAUACCGCUGCAUUGAGUUGGUGGAGGAAAAAUUGAAGGGCUGCUGAAGUUUUUGGUACCUAGUCAUUUCCAUACAGUGCCGAGUGCUGUAUCUAGAUGGAAUGUUCUCGUGGAUACUAAUUCCUCAGCUUAUGGUAUACUGACGUCCUUUACAGCGACUUGGCCAGGAAGUCUGGUUUUACUUAAAGUGUGUCUAGUGUGUUCACACGAAUUUAUGUGUUACUAUCAUAGAUAGACUAAGCAAAUAGAAUGUGGUUAACCCGUGACCAGUUGCGCCGGUUGCCUACAACGUGCGACACCCCUGAUUGCACAUAAUGAAUUAACGUGCGUCUAUGACCGUGUGUGAUGAGUGCCUCUUGUGUACUGUA